GAAAAACAGAGAAAUCAGUUUAAACUAAAACGUAACUAUAGAGAUAUAUAUAUAUAUAUUGAAUUUGUCAUAUUCACCUUAUAUUUGCUAGUCAAACCCUUUUGAUCUAGCAUAUAUUCCUUGUAUAUAAUAUCAAAUAGGCUUAAUCAUUUAAAAUUCAAUUUUUGGUUGAUUGCAUAAGUCUAUUAUAGAUUGAAACAUUGAGUAUAGAUUCUAAAUUUCCAAUAGUUAUAUAUAUACCUUUGAUCUUUAAAUCUACCCCCAAAUCAAUCUAAUCAAGUUAUGGCAAGAGAGGAAGACGAGGAAAGAGAGAUCCGUGAUGAUGUUUCUGACGAUAACAACAACUCUGAUGAAGAAGGUGAUGAUGCGUUAGAUUCAUCUGAUGAAGAAGAUGAUGAUGAUGAAGAAGAAAUUCAAAAAGUAAGAGAAGGUUUUAUCGUUGAUGAUGAAGAUGACGAUGAAAUUCAAACCAAAAGAAAGAAGAAACAUAGAAAGAGAAAGAGAGAUAAAGAAAGAUCUACCAGAGAUGUCGAUGAUGCUUUAGAUGAAGAUGAUUUAGAGUUAUUAUUAGAAAAUUCAGGUGUAAAACCAACUUCAUCAACUUCAGGACAAUUCAAACGUUUAAAGAGAGCCCAAGUGGAAGAAGUCGAAGAAGAAGAACCUCAAGAAGAAACGGUGCUGACUUCAAGGCGAUCCGGUUUAAAUAAUAUGUUUGAUGAUGAAGCUGGUGAAGAAGAAGAUGUUGAAGAUGAAGCAACUGGAGAUGAUAAUCGUCGUAAUAUUCUUGAUGAAUUCGAAGACUUUAUUGAAGAAGAUGAACUUUCAGAAGAUGAUGAACAAACAAGACUUGAAAAGAGAACUCAACGUGAAAGAGCAAGAUCUACCAGACCAAGAAUUGAUACUUCUAAAUUAUCUAGUGUUGAUCGUGAAAGUUUACAACAAUUAUAUGAAGUGUUCGGUGAUGGUGCAGAAUAUGAUUGGGCUUUACAAGCCCAAGAAGAUGAUGAAGAAAGACAUGCCGAAGCAAUGGAACCAACAUCAUUGGAUGAAGUAUUUGAACAUGCUGAAUUAAAGGAAAGAAUGUUAACCCAAGAAGAUAAUGUAAUUCGUAUUAUUGAUAUACCUGAAAGAUUCCAAACUUAUCGCGCCAAUUUAAAUUAUAUUAAUUUAGAAGAUGAAGAAUUGGAACGUGAAAAGGUCUGGGUAGCAAAUGCUUUAUUCAGUGAAAAACAAAGUCUUUUCGCUGGUGAUUUAGAAGCUCCAUUUAAAGCUGCUGUAGGUCAUGUGGUUGAAUUUGUUUCCAAGAGUAAUUAUGAAGUUCCAUUUAUUUGGUCUCAUAGAAGAGAUUUCUUACUUCAUUCUAGUGAAGUACAAUAUCUGGAUGGUAGAUCAGAAACUGAAGUUCAUAAAUUAUUAUUUGAAGAUGAUUUAUGGAGAAUUGUCCAUUUGGAUGUUGAAUAUCAUUCCCUUUAUGAAAAGAGAUUAAAUAUCGAAAGAAUAGUAGAUGAAUUACAACUUGAUGAUGAUUUAGUUAGAGAUAUCAAAUCUUUAGAUACUAUGGUUGCCGUUCAAGAUAUUUUUGAUUAUAUUCAUUUCACCUAUUCUGCAGAAAUCAGAGAUCUUGCAAAUAAUCAAGAAGCUACUGCAAAUGAAGAAAAUCCAGAAGCACCAGUUAAAAAUAGUAAAAAACAUUCCAAAUACGCCUUUUUCGAAAGAAUAAGAUCUAACGUAUUGUAUGAUGCUGUAAAAUCAUUUGGUAUAAGUGCCAAAGAAUUCGGUGAAAAUGUUCAAGAUCAAAGUGCUAAGCAAUUUUUAGUUCCUUAUAGAAUUCAUGCCACUGAUGAUUCACAAGAAGCUCCAGGUGUUCUUGUUGAAAGAAUUUGUGAAGAUGAAGAUGCUAUGUUCAAAGACCAUACUACUGCCAGAGAUGCAGUAUGUAGAACAUUUGCUGAAGAAAUAUUCCAUAAUCCAAAAGUCAGACAAGAAGUCAGAUCUACCUAUAAGUCUUAUGCUUCUAUUAAUGUAUCGGUCACUGAAAAGGGUAAAUCCAUCAUUGAUAAACAUAGUCCAUAUGCUGAUAUCAAAUAUGCUAUAAAUCGUUCUCCUGCUGAUUUAGUUAGUAAACCUGAUGUUUUAUUAAGAAUGCUUGAAGCUGAAGCUGCUGGUUUAAUUGUCAUUCAAGUUGAUACUAAAGAUUAUGAUAAUUGGUUUCAAUCUAUUUUAAGUUGUUUGAGAUCUGAUGGUACAUCUGAAAUUUCAGAUGAAUGGAAUGCCGAAAGAGAAUAUGCCUUAAGUUUAGCCUUCAAAAAGCUCAAUAGUAUGAUUUCCCAAAAUGCCAAGGAAGAUCUUCGUAGAGAAUGUGAACGUUUAAUCGCUGCUGAAGUUCGUACCAGAUUCUUAGGUAAAAUCGAUCAAGCUCCAUUUACUCCAUUUGGUUUCGAUAAAGGUACCAAACCUAAUGUAUUAGCCUUAUCAUUUGGUAAAGGUGAUUUUGAUAGUGCUGUGGUUGGUGUGUUAUUGAAAGAAAAUGGUAAAAUUGAUGAAUUUUUCAAAUCUGAAAAUAAUCCAGCUAGAGAUAGAGAAAAUAAAGAACAAUUCCAAGGUCAAUUAAAAGAAUUCUUUGAUAAGAAUUUGGAAUUUGUUAAACCUGAUGUCAUCGUUGUUUCCGGUUAUAAUGCUAAUUCUAAAAAAUUAUUUGAUAUUAUUCAAGAAUUUGUCGAAGAAGAAAGAAUAACCGUUAAUAUCGAUGAUUUACCUGAUGAAUCAAAUCCACCUUUAAUAUCUGUUAUUUGGGGACAAGAUGAAACAGCUAGAUUGUAUCAAAACUCAGAAAAGGCUUCUCAACAAUUCCCAGACAGACCUUCUUUAAUUAAAUAUUGUAUUGGUUUAGCUCGUUAUGUUCAAAAUCCAUUAUUGGAAUACGUUGCAUUGGGUAAUGAUAUUUUAUCACUUACCUUUUAUGAAUACCAAACCUUGAUUCCAAGAGAUUUAAUUUUGGAAGUUGUUGAAUCAGCAUUUGUCGAUAUUAUCAAUACAGUUGGUGUUGAAAUAAAUGAAGCUGUUCGUGAUCCACAUGUUGCUCAACUUGUUCCAUAUAUUGCUGGUUUAGGUCCACGUAAAGCAUCUGGUUUAAUCAGAAAUAUUAAUACUAAACUUGGUUCUACUUUAACUAAUAGAAGUGAAUUGAUUGAAGCUGAACUUUCCACUGCUAAUAUCUUUAUCAAUUGUGCCUCUUUCUUAAAUAUUCCAUAUGAUGAAAGUCUGAGUGCUGCAAGAGAUCCAUCAGUUGAAUUAUUAGAUGCUACUAGAAUUCAUCCUGAAGAUUAUGAUUUAGCUAAAAAGAUGGCUUCAGAUGCUCUUGAUGUUGAUGAAGAAGAUCUUCCAGAAAUCGAUAAUAAUGGUGGUAUCAUCUAUCAAUUAAUGCAAGAAGGUGCUAACAAAUUAGAUGAAUUGAAUUUAAUCGCUUAUGGUAAAGAAUUAGAAACUAAAUUUGAUAAAAGAAAAUUCGCCACUUUACAAAUGAUUAAAGAAGAACUUGUGAAUAAUUAUGAAGAAUUAAGACAUGGUUUCCAUACUUUGGACAAUUUAGAAGUUUUCCAAAUGCUUACUGGUGAAACUCCAGAAACAUUCGGUAAGAAUAUUUUAGUUCCAGUUACAGUAAUGAAAGUUGGUAAGAAUUUCAGAGAUGAAUCUAGUUCUAUCAAAUGGGUAAAAGUCAUUACUUCUUCUUUGAUUCAAGCUAAUAUUGAAGAAUAUAAAAUUCCAAGAGAUAUAGAUCUUGAUUUUGGUCAAAUUAUCCAAGCCGUUGUUCUUGAAGUUUUCUAUGAAAGUUUCAGUGCCAGUUUAAGUUUACUUGAAGAAGAUAUUAGACGUGCUGGAAUGCCCAAAUUCAGAAAGGAAGAAGGGAAAUGGGACUUCCGUGCUGAAUCAGAAGAUUUAAAACAAGAGCGUGCUAAAGAAAGAGCCAAACAAGCUAAAUCUAGAGGUAUCCAACAUCCUCUUUAUCAUGAUUUCAAUUAUAAACAAGCUGAAGAAUUCUUAGCUCCAAAAAAUAUUGGUGAUUGUAUUAUUCGUCCAUCAUCUAAAGGUGUUCAAUAUUUAACCAUUACUUGGAAAGUUGCCAAUAAUUUAUUCCAACAUCUUUUAGUAAAAGAUGGUUCUAGUGGUAAAUAUAAAGCUUAUUAUGUUGAUAAUAAAAAGUAUGAAGAUUUAGAUCAAUUAAUUUUCCAACAUAUUCAAGCUAUUGCUAGAAAGGUUAGAGAAAUGAUUAAUCAUCCUAAAUUUAGAGAAGGUACUUUAUCUGAAGUCAAUGAAUGGUUAGAAUCUUAUACUAAAGCCAAUCCAAAGAAUAGUGCAUAUGUGUUCUGUUUUGAUCAUAAAACUCCAGGUUCUUUCUUAUUAUUGUUCAAGGUUAACGCCAAUUCACCAGUUAUUACUUGGCAUGUUAAGAGUGAUGUUGAAGGUUAUUCAUUAAAGGGAUUUCCAUAUCCUAAUAUGCUUAAAUUAUGUAAUGGGUUUAAGCAAAUGUACAAAUCUGAAGCUUCAAAGGUUGGUGGAGCCGUUCAAAAUAGUCGUCCACAGGUUGGAACUUAUGGUGGUUAUGGUGGCUAUUAGUCAAUCAUUUGAUUCUUCGAUAGUAUGUGUAUAUUGUUUCAUUAACUUUUUUCUC
Molecule: messenger RNA, 4669 nt
Organism: Scheffersomyces coipomensis
Lineage: Eukaryota; Fungi; Ascomycota; Pichiomycetes; Serinales; Debaryomycetaceae
Gene: SPT6
Product: chromatin-remodeling histone chaperone
Exons: 1
Coding region: 283-4614 (1443 amino acids)
Biological process (GO): transcription elongation-coupled chromatin remodeling; transcription elongation by RNA polymerase II; nucleosome organization
Cellular component (GO): transcription elongation factor complex
Molecular function (GO): nucleosome binding; histone binding; DNA binding
Source: RefSeq, a predicted model, not a curated record